Molecule: messenger RNA, 3252 nt
Organism: Cydia pomonella (codling moth)
Lineage: Eukaryota; Metazoa; Arthropoda; Insecta; Lepidoptera; Tortricidae
Product: histidine-rich glycoprotein-like
Exons: 1
Coding region: 1840-2643 (267 amino acids)
Source: RefSeq, a predicted model, not a curated record
AGUCGAGGUAGUUCCAUUGCCUAAUUGCAGCCUCGGACUAUUAGCGCUGCCACUGUAGUCCGAGGCUGCAAUUAUACCUUUCACCCGAGUUUAACACUCUACUUUUCAUUUCGAAUACGAGAAAAGUAAAAUACAUGUGUUUAAAAAACUAAGUAUAAACUUUUAUAGUAUUUAUUUAUUUUUAAUUAACAAUUUAGGUUAAAAUUCGUUAUUUUAUGGGAUGGAAAAACAAAUCCAUGCAACAAACAAAACGUAUCACUUUUUGCACACUUCAUAAAACAACAAUCACACACUUUCAGAGUACGAGAAAUGAGAAUACAAAUUAUAACCUUCCAAUGAAUGCAAUGUUGAGAGCCAUAUUUUUUUUUCAAUGUAGCUUUCAGCGACGCCACACAUCGGCAUGGUAGAGCGGCAUGCUCAAGAGCUUGAUAGUGGGUACCAAAUCAAAAUAAUUGUCAUUAAAUGUAAUUAUUUUCUUCCAAUCGAUAUACCUACCUGUAUUUAAUAGUCAUUGAACUCAAAAAAAGGCGGCCAAGAGCAUGACGGCCCGAGCUCAGUGUAGGGUUCCUUAGUUACCUUUUAGUCAGAAUAGGUUAAACAGGGGCUAUUAACUACCUUCGCAUCGCUUUGUACAUUUUACUAAGAACAAAAUACUUUUUGUAAUAACUCAAAAGCGGCUGGACCGAUCAUGUUCGCUAUAGUUUUCGUUGAAAGUAUUGUAUUAAGCUUUAGUUUUAGGUACGAUUUUUUUUUCAUAUUUUUGGACCCAUGAUUCACACAUACUUUUUUACUGUCGUAGCGAUUAUUUCCGAAUAUAUCCAUUUUACCAUAACUGGUUGUUACCAAAUUGCAGCUUACUAGCACUAACGAUCACGGAGCAAAGCCGCGGACGGACAGACAGACGGACAUGGCAAAACUAUAAGGGUUCCUAGGAGGUUGACUACGGAUCUUAUUUGACUCUGAAAAAUGCAUCCAGCCUGUGCUGUCAAGUACUGAAAAAAUGUAUCCCAUCUGUAAGGGUGCAGCAUAAAAAUUACCUUUAGAUUCUCUUAACUUUACCAUGUCUACAGGACAGACGCGAACGAGUUAAGCAUAGGUAAGUACCUACUUACUAUAAAAUGUCCAGGUACCCAAAUGGCCAAAUAUUAUACACUUACGAUUUAUACACUUAAAAAGAUGCAAAAUCGUAUAUUGAACAAUAUUCCCGAGGUGUAUUUACUUGUUUACAUAUAGAGCAGUAUUUGUUUGAGCCGGGGCGAGAACAUCGCCGACCCAAAUUGAAGUUCGCCGUGAUGCGCUCGAAGCUCCGACAGAGAUUCUAUUCGCUUCAGCUGAGCCAACAGUUUUGCAAUAAUGUCCAAUUAAUCUGAAAUAGCAGAGUGGCCGUUCAAUGAAACCAAAUCGGUUAGAUGUGAUUAAAAUUGCACUGUUAAUAAUACUCAAAUGGGUUUUCAAUAUAUUUAAAUUGAUUGUUAAUCUCAUCUAAGUUAGGCGAGCCUCUCGUGCAUAAAUAACAAAAGCUCUAAAAGUAUUAAAAUCUGAUUGAAUUCGUCGUUUGGUAUGGUUUUCCUGUCGUAUUUAAUAUUAAUAAUAUAUCUUUAAAUGUAAAAUGGUUUCUUGACUGGCUUGACUUAAUUGAGGAUGGAUUAUUCGGUAAACAGUAGGCAAUAUUUGGGGAUUGCGCUUGAUGCAAUAACUAUAGUUAGCGGGCGAAGCCAGUCGCGACGCGUCGGUUACCGCAGCUUACACAACUCCUGAUAUAAAACUGCUGCACCAUCAUCGAGACGACAAUUUAACAAGAAGAUUGAACCCAACACCCGCAUUUGCUCACGCCGCAUCAUGAGGCCGCUCCUCUCCUGUACACUCGCCUUGAUAUUGAUUCUUGCAGUUGUCGACGCUCGCCGGCUGCCCACUUCUAAAUCCCGGCUCAACUCGGACAAGGCCUCCUCGGACAAGGCCUCAGCAGAGUCCACCGACCAGGAGCCCUCGGCAUCUGGACAUAAAAAGGAACAUCAUCACAACCACGAACAUAAAAAGGGAGGCGGCAAAGAACACCAUGCCGAGCACCACAACGACCACGGCGAGAAAGGCUACAAGGGAUACAAGGGCCAUCACCAUCACGAGGAAGGAAAAAAAGGUCACCACGACAAGGAACAUCACAAGGGGGAGUACGACGAUCACGGAGGCCACAAUAAAAAGCACCACCAUGAGGACGGGCACUACGACGAGUACCACAAGGGCGACAAGGGCGAGAAGGGACACAAGUACGCCGAAAAAGGACACUACAACAAGGGCCACUCGACCAAGGGCCAUCACGAAGUACACAAGCUUGACGAGUUCAAGAAGGACAAACACUUCUUCGACGAGGAAGGUGAUUCCGGUCAUGAAGAAAAACACGGUGGUUUCCACGAGGAGCACGGACACAAGAAGGGAGGGCAUUUCAAGAAGGGACAUCAUCACGGAGGGCACCACGAGCACGAGCAUGGAGAGAAGGGUCACCACGAGAAGGGAGGCCAUCACAAGGACCACAAGGGCCACAAGGAGGCCGCUGGCCACGACGAACAUUAUCGUCAUCAUCACGAUCACGCGCACAAGGGAGGACACGAACACCACAAGAAAUACGGCUACAAGAAAGGUCACUGAUGACAUAUGGAACAAUAGUUUACUUAUGGUUUGCAAUGUUCCAGGUGCGAUCGCAUUUGUCUUCGUUACGAUACUCGUAAAUUAUUCGCCAAAAAAUUAUUUAUUUACUAGUUAAGUGAUUUAAAAUGACUAGGAAUCUAGACUUUAGUUUGUAAUACUAAUACAUAAUUUGAGGUUCGAAUUGUAAAAGUGGGUCGUUAAAAAGCAAUUUUGAUGUCGCUCCGCGAUAGUUGCAGCUCGUGGCGCCACUUACAGGUGAAGUCAUGUAACUACAUUCACAAUGAUAUUCGAUGUACGUGGAUAUUAUAUAAAUAUCGCAAAGGAUAAACAUAGGUACUUCCCUUAAUAGUACCAUGGCACGGCUCUACAGCUCUUUUGAUAUUAUAUACUGCAGAAAGAGAUACAACACGAAUAUUUGGGCAAAAACGGCGAAGCGAAUAGGCUCGUUAACGGGGCAUGUAGUAAUCGUAUCUGAGCGGUCAUACUCGCCUUAGUUUUGUACUUAUAAAAUCACUACGGCCCACUUUUAUUGUCUCUAGAAAUCCGAUAUUUAAAUUGCUAAGAUAUUUUAUUCGAAACGACAGUCAUUAAUAAAUAUACUAUCGAGAG